This is a messenger RNA of Histoplasma mississippiense, 630 nucleotides long. RefSeq lists its product with no specific name. The record is from RefSeq and is a predicted model, not a curated record. Gene Ontology annotation, biological process: regulation of Ras protein signal transduction; regulation of proteolysis. Bases 1 to 630 code for a protein of 209 amino acids. Lineage: Eukaryota; Fungi; Ascomycota; Eurotiomycetes; Onygenales; Ajellomycetaceae. The transcript is spliced from 3 exons. Gene Ontology annotation, molecular function: phospholipid binding; peptidase inhibitor activity.
AUGACCUCCCAUCGCUGGUCGCAACAAGUUAUCCAGGAGAGGGAAACGAAAUUAUACUCUCCCAUCCGCGAUGCUCUACUCGCGGCCUCCAUAAUUCCUGACGAUGCCGUCCGCUCACAGCCCGUCUUCGAAUUCCACCCAUUUCCAUCCACUCCAGAUCCAGAUCCAUCUCCAAGUCCAGCCCCGGCACCCCAGCCUGACCAUCCCACAAAAUUCUACAGCAUAGUUCUCACCGAUCCAGAUGCAAAGAGCCGCAAACACCCCAUCUGGAGCGAAGUGUGUCACUGGGUCGUGAGCAAUAUAUCGAGCCCCGGGUAUUCUAGUUUUCAAGGACACAUUGGCAGGAACUCAGACAGCUUCACUGGCACAACCUUGUCAUACACUCUCACCGCGCAAAUCCUGAAAUCCUACCUUCCCCCGUCACCCCUGAUAUGCACCGGUUACCACCGGUAUGUUUUCGUGCUGCUGGAGGGUGACGCGGCAACUGCGUGCAAUGUGAAUGCCCCAAGAGAGCGGAAGCAUUGGGGCUAUGGCGGAGUGAGGCUGGGUGUGCGGAAUUGGGCGAAGGAGUAUGGACUGGAGGCUGUGGGAGCUACAUUCUUCUAUGCGAAGGCGGCUGAGGGGGAAUGA